Benincasa hispida (wax gourd) is the source of this 1456-nucleotide messenger RNA. Lineage: Eukaryota; Viridiplantae; Streptophyta; Magnoliopsida; Cucurbitales; Cucurbitaceae. The record is from RefSeq and is a predicted model, not a curated record.
CUAAAAGAAUGAAGUAUUUAUUACAUGGUAAUUUGUAAAAUUUUCCUUAGCCUGAUUGUGCAGGCCGAUCAUCGUCUUUCUGUGGAUCACUGGACUUCAGAGAAUUGUUUCUUCCUCAACAAUCUGAAUCAUUUCCUCUUCCAUGGUUUAGAUUUCAGUUAUUGUGUGGAGAGUGGAGACUGAUCGGUACGUACAGAAGAUACUCUGGAAUUGAAGAACAUGUCUAGCCUGAUUGAAGGUCUUCCUCACGACGUUGCCCUUAGAUGCCUCGCUUUUGUUCCAUUUUACCUCCACCCCACGUUGGAGCUCGUUUGCCGGUCUUGGAGAGAUGUCAUUUGUAGUGGCGAAAUUUACAGAGUUCGAUGGGAGUGUGGUACAGUUGAGGAUUUGCUAUUUGUAUGCUGUCAUGAUGAAGAAAAUAAAUGGCAGUUUUAUGACCCAAUUGAAGACUUUUGGGUCACACUUCCUGAACUUCCAGGGGGAAGAAAGCAUUAUUUUGGUGUUGUCUCCACUUAUCAAAAGCUGUUUAUUCUUGGUGGUCUCUUGAUAAAUACUAUUGAUCCAUCAAUUGAUGAAGAUUUCUCAUGCACCGAGGUAUGGUCCUUCAACCCUAUGACUCGAAAAUGGAAGCAACAAGCACCAAUGCACGAGUCACGUGCAUUGUUUGCUUGUGGCGUUUUGGAUGGAAAGAUCAUUGUGGCAGGUGGGAUGAAUAGAAAAUUUGAAUCAACUUCUAAGGCAGAAAUGUAUGACCCUGUGAAGGAUGUUUGGAUUGAAUUACCUGAUCUGCCUCAAUCCUGUGAUUCAGGCAUUUGUAUGGGAGUAGUAGUUGGAAGAAAAUUGCAUUUCAUAUACAAGGGAUUGCCCAUAGUUCAAACAUUUGACAGUGUGGAGUGGAGGUGGACAGUUGAGGAUUACAAUUGGUUUUCCCACAUCUGGUUGAUGACUGCUGAUCGAGAUGUAAUCUACAUUAUGAGCCAAGGAUAUAUCUUCAUGCAGGUUGGACAAAACAGCAAAGUUGUUAUUUCAGCAGAUCAGUUUAAUCUCAAUGAUGGGAUGGGGAUGAUUUGUUUUAGGGGCGAACUGUAUGUGAUUGGAGGAACACUUUACACCGACCGCGAUUACGAAUAUCUUUCUGACGUGCAUGUUCUUACACUGUGCAGCAACCUGAGGACAUGUUGGGUUAAUACUGCUCCAAUGAGUCGAGGAUAUGGAACUGUUCUUGGUUGUGCAGCGUUGAGGGUUUAAGAUUUGUAUGUUUUUUUUGUUCUUUUCUUUUCUGUUCUAUUGAUUUUAUGACUGAGUUGGAUUCUGUGUUUUCUUGUCACUGGAAUUAUUAUGAAAGGUUGCAUAGAUGGAGAAUGACUUGAGGGGAUGCUUGUUUGGGAGGAUUUCUUUUGAAAAGUAUUGCACUGAGAGAAUUUUAUAUCUACUUUUUGAAGCAAAUUCAAAAUUU